AUGGGAAGAUGGAGAGACAUCGACAAGCUCCUCGCUCGACCUAGAAACAUAAUCUCCCCUGGCAUUUCUAAUAAGUUUGUGCAAUGCACUCUGCAAACUUCUUUUUUCUUCCAGGAGGAGGAGGGAUUGGGGUCGGAGGCUCGGAGCCCUUUGUUUGAUGGGGAGAGUGUUUUGAAGAUUUGGAACUUAAAUAAGUUUGGCGGCGUUGUCGGAGUUUUCAACUGCCAAGGAGCAGGAUGGGAUCCUAAAGUACGCAAAUUCAGAGGCUACCCUCAAUUCUACAAGCCAGUCUCAGACUCUGUUCAUCCAAACAACAUAGAAUGGGAUCAAAAGAAAGAAACAUCUCAUAUGGGCGAAGCUGAAGAAUAUGCAGUACAUCUCAACCAAGCAAAUAAACUUUUCCUAACCACCCCAAAAUCCAGCCCUACCCAAAUCACAAUUCAGCCAUCAUCCUUUGAAAUCUUUAGUUUCAUACCGAUAAAAAAUAUAAGUCACCGAAACUUAAAGUUUGCACCGGUUGGUUUAGUGAACAUGUUUAAUAGUGGAGGGACUAUUGUUGAGGUCGAGCAUGAUGGGGAUAGUGCAAGAGUUAGGGUUAAGGGGAAGAGGAGUUUCUUGGCGUACUCUAGUGGGAGGCCGUUAAGGGGAAUGGUGGAUGGAGAUGAUGUAGGGUUUGAUUGGUCUGAUGAUGGGAGCUUGGAGAUGGAGGUUGACUGGGAGGAAGAUAAAGGUGGCAUGUCUGAAGUUUGCUUUGUCUAUUGAGUUUGUCCUUUGUUGUGAAACGGUUGUACUUAAAAGAAUGAUCAAAGUUGUGUUGUUAACAUUUGAACAAUUUGCCAACCUCUUUUAAUGUGGCUAUAUUCAAGGUUUAGAUUUGUACCAUCA
Molecule: messenger RNA, 885 nt
Organism: Asparagus officinalis (garden asparagus)
Lineage: Eukaryota; Viridiplantae; Streptophyta; Magnoliopsida; Asparagales; Asparagaceae
Product: stachyose synthase-like
Exons: 3
Coding region: 1-762 (253 amino acids)
Source: RefSeq, a predicted model, not a curated record